CAGUUGAAAAAGAACAGAUGAUGUUUUUAUAUUAAUUGACAGUUCGUUGAUGUUGCGAAAUGAGGAUAUUUCGCAGCUGUAUUUAACAUUUUACAUAUGUAACUGUACACGGUUACGUAAAGAAAUAUAUACAAAAACUACAUCUUUUUAAACAGACAUAAUGCUCCCGGAUAUAAUGCUAAAGUAUAUCUUCCUCGUUGGGACAAUCAUUUUUACGACCUGUCUGUCACAAUCAGAGGCGCAAUACGAUGAUAAAAGAUGCAAAUGCAUCUGUCCAAGUCUCUCUUCUGUCAUAAAUACAACUCAGACUUCUAUGGAACGUCUGACAUAUAUCAUAAAUGUUCCACCGUUACAAUGUAAGUGUGAAAGUGUUGUUCUACCAAAACUUGGAGAACAAAUAAAAGGCAAGGAAGAGAUAUUUUGUCCACGAUGUGACUGCAAAUAUGAAAACAGGAAUACAACUAUUAUCAAGAUUGUGGUGAUAAUAGUCAUAUGGGUUAUAUCAUUGUUAGUAAUUUAUAUGCUGUUCUUAAUUUGUCUGGAUCCAUUACUCAACAAGCGGAUACAUAAGGCAUCAGCAAAUAUCGGUUAUCACGAACAUAAUAAUGAGGAGGAUGAUUCAUCUAUUGCACCUGGAACUUCUCACCCAAUGGGAGAAAGAGGCAAUGUCUUAAAUCGUGUUGGACAUCAGCAAGAUAAAUGGAAACGGCAAGUCCGCGAACAAAGGCGGAAUAUUUACGAUCGUCAUACUAUGCUAAAUUGAAUCGUACAUUUUGUUCUCGGAGAACGUUAUUGAGUAUCUAAAAUAUGACGAAAUUAGUUGUGACCAUGAUUUGUUCAUUGUUCUUUUGAAGUAGACUCUUUCUCUUUGCACUUAUUGUAUAUACAUGUAUUGAUGAAUGUCUCUUUCGCGAUAAUAAAAUAAUAUUAAACGUUGGAGCAAUAUUUGUAAAACGUAUUUUCGUAAAAUUUAUCAACAGAUCAUGCCACGGCAAAUACGUUAAUAUUAAACCAAAUGUAUAUGUAAGAAUUUUAUAAUUUACUGUUCCUAGCGUAUUAAAUAAUAAAUUAUUAAAUAUGUGUUGAAA
Molecule: messenger RNA, 1088 nt
Organism: Odontomachus brunneus
Lineage: Eukaryota; Metazoa; Arthropoda; Insecta; Hymenoptera; Formicidae
Exons: 5
Coding region: 161-763 (200 amino acids)
Cellular component (GO): lysosomal membrane
Source: RefSeq, a predicted model, not a curated record